Messenger RNA from Leguminivora glycinivorella, 5186 nucleotides. RefSeq names its product bifunctional glutamate/proline--tRNA ligase (gene GluProRS). The record is from RefSeq and is a predicted model, not a curated record. Gene Ontology annotation, molecular function: ATP binding; proline-tRNA ligase activity; glutamate-tRNA ligase activity. Gene Ontology annotation, cellular component: cytoplasm; aminoacyl-tRNA synthetase multienzyme complex. The transcript has 31 exons. NCBI's taxonomy places the organism in Eukaryota, Metazoa, Arthropoda, Insecta, Lepidoptera, Tortricidae. The coding region runs from base 95 to 5122 and encodes 1675 amino acids. Gene Ontology annotation, biological process: glutamyl-tRNA aminoacylation; prolyl-tRNA aminoacylation; translation.
GUGACAGUUCUUCGUGUGCUAACGUGGGUCGGCUACGCUGCGCCUUUUCCUUUACGAAAAUUAUUUAGGAUCGGCGGCCAAAAAUAGCGACACCAUGAAGAUCUCCUGCAGUAAAUCUAACCCACCUUUAGGUGGUUUGCUCGCUGUAGAGCUGUAUCGGGCUUCCGGGAAGAGCAUCGAGGUCUCAUGGGGGGCUGACUCCACCGUUACCCUGCCUAAUGGGUCUAAAACUGUGCCAUAUGGAACCAGUAAUGAUUUGAUAAGAAUACUGGAGAAUGCGUUCAACAAAGCCGCCGGGCCGCUUCAGAAGGUUACGAUGAACCACUGGCUGUCGUUCAGCCUCAUCUUGGAGGACGAGAUCCCGAAAUCCAUCGAGUACUUGGAUAAAACUUUGGGAGCACUGACAUAUCUGGUAGGAGAAGCCUUAUCAGUCAGUGAUUUGGCUGUGUUCAGCGUGCUUCACGUAUCCAGCAAGUUUAAGGAUAUCUCCAAAUCCAGUGCUCCGACCAACAUUCAGCGCUGGAUGAAGCUGAUUGAGUCCCAGCCUCCUGUGAUAAAGGCCCUGAAGGACCUGCCGGCCGAUGCCUUGGAAAACCUGUCUAAGGCUUCUUCAAGGAGGUCACCACCUGUGGAUGCCUCAGGGCCCAAGCAAGAGGGUAAAUUUGUGGACCUGCCUCAUGCUGAGAUGGGGAAGGUUGUUGUUCGAUUCCCUCCUGAAGCAUCAGGAUACUUGCACAUUGGACACGCGAAGGCUGCGCUGCUGAACCAGUACUACCAACAAGCGUUCGAGGGUAAACUGGUCAUGAGGUUCGAUGACACCAACCCCGCUAAGGAAAACGUCGAGUUUGAGAAGGUUAUCCUCGAAGACGUAGAAAUGCUGGAAAUCAAGCCGGACCUCUUCACCCACACGUCCCAAUAUUUCGACCUGAUGCUGCAAUACUGCGAGAAGCUCAUCAAGGAGGGCAAGGCUUUCGUGGACGAUACUCCCGCUGAGCAGAUGAAAAACGAGAGAGAACAGAAGGUUGACAGCAAGAAUAGGAAUAAUUCGGUCGACAAGAACAUGCAACUCUGGGAGGAAAUGAAGAAAGGAUCAUCCACCGGCGUGCAAUGCUGCGUGCGAGCCAAGAUCGACAUGCAAUCAGCCAACGGCUGCAUGCGGGACCCCACCAUCUAUCGGUGCAAGCCUGAACCACACCCUCGGACCGGCACACAGUACAAGGUGUACCCGACAUACGACUUCGCUUGCCCCAUCGUGGACGCAGUUGAGGGCGUCACUCACGUCCUACGCACAAUGGAGUACCACGACCGAGACCCGCAGUUCUACUGGUUUAUCGACGCUCUAGGUCUACGCAAGCCUUACAUCUGGGAGUACAGCCGAUUGAGUAUGACGAACACGGUGUUGUCAAAGAGAAAAUUGACCUGGUUCGUGGAACAAGGACUCGUCGAUGGAUGGGAUGACCCCCGCAUGCCAACAGUACGGGGCGUACUCCGCCGCGGUAUGACCGUGGAGGGACUUCGGCAGUUCAUUAAGGCCCAGGGCUCCAGUAGAUCUGUCGUGUUCAUGGAGUGGGACAAAAUCUGGGCCAUCAACAAGAAGGUCAUUGACCCGAUCGCCCCGCGCUACACCGCACUGGAAGCCAACCCAGUGCCAGUAAACCUAAAGGGUGUAAGCGACUCCACGCUAACCGUCCCCCUGCACCCUAAGAACGCGGACGUAGGGUCCAAAGUCGUGUGGGUCUCGAAGCGGCUGCUUAUUGACCAGGUUGACGCAAAGACGCUAAAGGAGGGAGAGAAUGCUACAUUCAUCAAUUACGGGAAUGUUAUGAUUAAUAAGAUUCACAAAUCUGCCGACGGCACAGUGACUAGCAUUGACGCAACACCCAACCUCGAUAACAAAGAUUACAAGAAGACCCUCAAACUGACCUGGUUAGCCGACACCCCACAAUCACCAGCCCUUGAAGUGUACUGCGUAUACUUCGACCAUAUCAUUUCCAAAGCAGUGCUUGGAAAGGAUGAGGAUUUCAAGCAGUACAUUGGACAUCAAACCAGAUGGGAGAUUCCCAUGAUCGGCGAGCCAGAGCUCUCCAAACUGAAAGUCGGCGACAUCAUCCAACUACAACGACGAGGCUUCUUCCGUGUCGACGCGGCGCCAUCGCCGCCCUCCGUACACACCCAGCGCGCGGCGCCACUUGUGUUGCUGCAUGUACCUGAUGGCCACACCAAGGAGAUGCCUGGACAGCCUAAACCAGUGCAAUCUACCCAAGCCAAGCAGCCCGCCGCAAACGACUCUGCCAAGUUAAGCGACGAGGUCGCCAAGCAGGGUGACCUUGUGCGAUCGCUGAAGGCCGCCAAGGCUGAUAAGGCCAAGGUCGACGCGGCUGUGAAGACGCUGCUUGACCUUAAGGCCAAGUGCAAGGCAGCUACUGGCCAGGACUGGAAACCGGGCGCUGCCCCAGCCGCGGCCCCUGCUGCAUCAGGCGACUCUUCCAAGUUGGGCGAUGAGGUCGCCAAGCAGGGUGACCUUGUGCGCUCGCUGAAGGCUGCCAAGGCUGACAAGGCCAAGGUUGAUGAGGCGGUCAAGACUCUGCUUGACCUUAAGGCCAAGUAUAAGGCUGCUACUGGACAGGAAUGGAAGCCAGGCGCGUCACCCGCCCCUGCUGCCGCCCCGGCAGCGUCAGGAGACGCAGCCAAGUUGAGCGACGACGUUGCCAAGCAGGGUGACCUUGUGCGCUCUCUCAAGGCCGCUAAGGCUGAGAAAGCCAAGGUUGACGAAGCGGUCAAGACGCUGCUUGACCUUAAGGCCAAGUACAAGGCUGCUACUGGCCAGGAAUGGAAGCCAGGUGCAGCCCCCGCCCCUGCAGCCGCGGCCCCACCAUCAAAUGACGCUGCCAAGUUGAACGAUGACGUCACCAAACAAGGAGACCUUGUGCGCUCGCUGAAGGCUGCCAAGGCUGAGAAGGCCAAGGUUGACGAAGCGGUCAAGACUCUGCUUGACCUUAAGGCCAAGUACAAGGCAGCUACUGGUCAGGACUGGAAGCCCGGAGCAGCCCCUGCCCCAGUGAAGACCGAAGCCCCAGCAUCAGCAGUGUCUGAAGUAGCUACCGUGCUGCAACAGAUAGCGACGCAAGGAGACAAGAUACGCAAGCUCAAGGCUGAUAAGGCUGAGAAGACCGUUAUUGACAUUGAGGUGAAAAAUCUGCUGAACCUGAAAGAGCAGUACAAGUCCAUAACCGGCACCGCCUGGACUCCUAACGCCGCGCCGCCCGCCGCCGCCCCACCGAAAACUGAGGCAAACGCCAUAAUGAACGGGGACGAAAAAGCCGCCGCACUCGGGGCCGAAGUCGCGAAACAGGGCGAGGUCGUACGAGACCUCAAAGCUAAGAAGGCUGACAAGGCCACGAUAGACGCAGAAGUAAAGAAGCUUCUAGAUCUAAAAGUCAAGUACCAGGCCGAGACGGGAACAGCGUACGUCGCGCCGGCGGCCCCUCGCGACUCCAAGCCUAAAGAAAAGAAGGAAACUAAACCUAAAGAGAAGAAGGAGAAGCCCAAAGAACAGUCACCGAAGCCUACCAAAGAGGAAUCUGCGAGUGGGGUGAAAAAAGUGACUCGCCUGGGACUCGAAGCCAGCAAGGACACCGAUUUGUCAGAGUGGUACUCACAGGUCAUUACCAAAUCGGAAAUGAUCGAGUACUACGACAUAUCAGGCUGCUACAUCUUCCGACCCUGGUCGUACAGCAUAUGGGAGGUCAUUAGAGAGUUCCUCUCGACCAACUUCAAGAAGCUCGGAGUCAAGGAUUGUUACUUCCCGAUCUUCGUUUCUAAGGCGGCUCUUGAGCGCGAAAAGACCCACAUAGCUGAUUUCGCCCCAGAAGUCGCAUGGGUGACCCACUCGGGCUCCUCCGAACUGGCCGAGCAUAUCGCCGUGCGUCCCACAUCCGAAACCGUCAUGUACCCAGCUUACGCCAAGUGGCUUCAAACCUACAGAGACCUGCCUAUCAAACUCAACCAGUGGAAUAACGUUGUGCGCUGGGAGUUCAAGCAACCACAGCCGUUCCUGCGUACCCGCGAGUUCCUGUGGCAAGAGGGUCACACCGCCUACCGCACUGCCGAGGAGGCUGGCGAGGAAGUGCUAAAAAUUCUCGAUCUGUACGCGCGCGUGUACGAAGAGUAUCUCGCCAUCCCUGUCAUCAAAGGGCGCAAGACAGAGAAGGAAAAGUUCGCCGGAGGAGACUACACUACCACCGUAGAAGCUUACGUGCCGGCUAGCGGUCGUGGUAUUCAGGGUGCGACAAGUCACCACCUGGGUCAGAACUUCUCCAAAAUGUUCGAGAUCGUAUACGACGAUCCAGACACACAGGAGAAGAAAUACGUCUUCCAGAAUUCUUGGGGUCUCACCACCAGGACUAUUGGUGUUAUGAUCCUGGUUCACGGCGACGACCGCGGUCUGGUGCUGCCUCCUCGUGUAGCCGACAUCCAAGUCAUCGUGGUGCCUUGUGGCAUCACAGCCAGUACCAGCAACGAAGACCGACAGAAACUUAUGGACGAGUGCAGCAAACUUGUCGGAGAACUGGUGGCUGCUGGCAUCAAGUCUGAGGGAGACUUCAGGGAUAACUAUUCUCCCGGAUGGAAGUUUAACCAUUGGGAGCUCAAGGGUGUCCCAAUCCGUGUGGAGCUAGGGCCGAAAGACCUGGCCAAGGGUGAGCUGGUGGCGGUCCGAAGACUCACUGGAGAGAAGCUGACUUUGAAACGAACCACCGCUCCUAAGGAUCUGACGGAUCUGCUUGAGAAGACGCACCAUGAGAUGUUGACCAAGGCAACGAAAGAGCGCGAUGAGCGACUCUCAUCGGUGACCAAGUGGGAAGACUUCACGGCGGCGCUCGAAAAAAAACACAUCCUUCUCGCGCCGUUCUGCGGAGAAAUAUCCUGCGAGGACAACAUCAAGAACGACAGCGCCAGAACGGAUGACGAUGCGACAACAGACGUGAAAGCCCCGGCCAUGGGCGCCAAGUCUCUCUGCAUCCCGUUCGAGCAGCCGCGCGCACUCACCCCGGCCGACCGCUGCAUACACCCCGCGUGCAGCAACAAGCCCAAGAUGAUCACGCUCUUCGGACAGAGCUACUAACUUACAUGGCAUUUAUAUGCUUAAGUACAACUUUUAUAUUCAGUUAAUAAAUUAUUGACAAUAA